Molecule: messenger RNA, 952 nt
Organism: Syngnathus typhle (broad-nosed pipefish)
Lineage: Eukaryota; Metazoa; Chordata; Actinopteri; Syngnathiformes; Syngnathidae
Gene: vsnl1a
Product: visinin-like 1a
Exons: 4
Coding region: 235-810 (191 amino acids)
Molecular function (GO): calcium ion binding
Source: RefSeq, a predicted model, not a curated record
UCAGUGCAUCACGGCAGUGUGCAUUUAGCAGCAGCAUCCUACGCACCUGCACCGCUCACUAUCAGAACCGACGACAUUACAAUACUCAUCAUUUAAAAGAAAAUAAAAAUCCGGUAAAAAGAACUACAAGACAAGCUCGACUAAGGACGUUUCUUUUCUUUCUUUUUUCGUCCUUGCAGUUUUGGAUCUCUCCAUACAUUAGAUCGGACUUCCCUAUUCGACUUUUCAGGCAAAAUGGGGAAACAGAACAGCAAGCUGACCCCCGAGGUGAUGGAAGACCUGGUGAAGAAUACAGAAUUCAAUGAACAUGAACUGAAGCAGUGGUACAAGGGUUUCCUGAAGGACUGUCCCACUGGACGUCUGAACCUAGAGGAGUUCCAGCAGCUCUAUGUCAAGUUUUUCCCUUACGGUGACGCGUCCAAGUUCGCCCAGCACGCCUUUAGGACCUUCGACAAGAAUAGCGAUGGCACCAUUGACUUCAGAGAGUUCAUCUGUGCGUUGUCCAUCACAUCACGGGGCAGCUUUGAGCAGAAGCUUAAUUGGGCCUUCAACAUGUAUGACCUGGAUGGAGAUGGCAAGAUAACACGGGUGGAGAUGCUGGAGAUCAUCGAGGCAAUCUACAAAAUGGUGGGCACAGUGAUCAUGAUGAAAAUGAACGAGGACGGGCUGACGCCCGCGCAGCGUGUGGACAAGAUCUUUUCCAAGAUGGAUAAGAACAACGACGACCAGAUCUCGCUGGACGAAUUCAAAGAGGCGGCCAAGAGUGACCCCUCCAUUGUAUUACUCCUGCAGUGCGACCUCCAGAAAUAAGAUGAAGGGUGAGCGGAACAAACCCGACAAGACGCCAUCCCCGCUACCGCCACGGACUGCACAGAAAGAAUUUCAUGUUCCAUUCAGUUUGCAGCUAUUUCCACUGAACAAAUAACAGAAAAAAUGCUUGGACGACCUUUAA